AUGCUCUGUUCCAAGUGCAAGGGUUGCCUCCAGACGGAAGCUUGCUUGACCACUGCCCAGGCAUCUCACUCUUUAGCACAUCACCAGACGUACCAGAGUCUGGAGCAAGCUAUUGACGCGGGAUGUUAUAUCUGCAAUCGUUUCUGGGAGGCCCUGAAUGCCCAAGAGCAUGUGCUUCUCUCUAGCACUGUGGGCGAAGGAGUAGAGCCAUCAGGUGCAUAUUGCUCCAUUGAAUCAGUUCAACACUAUCUCACAAGUACUUCUCUGGAUGAUGGGAAGUCUUAUGGUCACCCUGGCUGCUACCUUCUACAGGUUGCAUACAACAAGCCUGCCAUCACAACCUGCUUCAGAGCGAGCUUUCUUCUUGAACCUGUCGAGUGUGCAAAUACAAACCUCGCACGCCAGAGCCUUGCCCAAAGCACACAAUCCCCAGGGACAUUAUCUUUGGCCAAGGAUUGGGUCAGAGAAUGUACCGCGCAUCAUGAACGAUGCAAAAGGCCCGUCGGCGAGAAGCCAUGGUACCCGACACGCCUGCUCUUCUUCGACCUCCCUGAGGCAUCAAUAGUCCGCUUGCUGGAGACGAAUCAAAUAACUCCUGUUGGACAAUACAUGACACUCACUCAUCGCUGGGGACCUGUUGACCAUAUAAUAUUAACAAAAGAAACAUAUCCACAGCUGCUCGAAGGCCUUCCCUUAUCUACCUUACCCCAACUCUUCCGGGAUGCCGUUUCUAUCUGUCGCCAUUUGGGCGUAGGAUAUAUUUGGAUUGAUUCUCUCUGCAUCUUCCAGGGCAACGAUAACAUUGGAGAUUGGCAGCAUGAGGCUUUGCUUAUGAAGAAUGUGUACUCAAAUUCAUUUUGCAACAUCUCGGCGGCCGAUACCCCCAAUUGCUCUCAAUCGAUUUUCAACAGCAGAGAUCCCCGUUUGCUUAACCCCCAAGUGGUAGAGCUGACCCUGUGUGGGGAGGGCAGCUCAAAGAUUACAGAGCGUUUUGUCCUUUCAGAUUAUAGCUUCUGGAAAUCGGAGGUCUCAAACGCCCUUGUGAACAAAAGAGGUUGGGUUCUUCAGGAGCGCUUCCUAGCCCCUCGCAUCCUUCACUUUAGCAAGCGACAACUCAUCUGGGAGUGCUGCGAGAAAGACGCUGCGGAAGUCUAUCCUGAUGGGCUGCCGCUUGCCCUCUCGACAUCAUCGGACGCGAGAUUUAAACAGAUGGAUUCAUCCGACUAUACUGGUCGAGUGGACCGGUACAGGUAUCGCGAGGCUGACGGUAAUUCCGCUCCUCAUUUGCUGUGGCUUCGCAUUGUGGAACUGUAUACAGCUUCUGCUCUCAUAGUUCCCAGCGAUAAGCUCAUUGCGUGUUCCGGUAUUGCCAAAAGGGUGGCCGAGAUCGUGCAGGACGAUUACGUUGCUGGUAUGUGGCGUCGGUAUCUAGAAGGCGAAUUGCUGUGGAUGGUACAGGGCAAUCAUCAGCCCGGACGUUGGACGCGACCUAGAGAAUAUCGUGCUCCCAGUUGGUCUUGGGCUUCAAUUGAUGGCCCGAUCACUCCCGGCGAGCCACGAAUUCAAGAUUCGUUGAUUACGGUUGAAGACUACCACCUUGAUUACUGGACAAGCGAUAAGACUGCUGCAAUUCGUGGUGGUUGGCUACGCCUUCGUGGAGUCCUCAAGAAGACAACUUUAGCACGCAAAAGCUCUACGCCGGGCGGAGGCUACCAUUGGGACAUGAUGUUAGAUAAUGAAAGGGUCAAUGUCCUGGAGGAUGCAUCGCCGGGCAACACUGAGCCGCGAGUGAUGCUUGAUAUUCUCCAGGAAGACUUUAAGGAAGAAACCACCAAAGGAUUGUUGUUCUCUAUGUGUGCUAGGUCGAAAACUGGGGAUGGAAGAGGUAUGUACAUACUGCUGUUCAAGAUGGUUGAAGGAGAGACGGGAAUCUUUCGCCGUAUCGGCCUUGCCUAUGCCUGGAGUGAGAAGGUGAAGGAAAGGAUCCUAGCGAGUAGCGCGAGAGAGCCGCAAUUACCAUGUCUUGAGUAUCGAGAUGGAUUGCAUUCUAUAUGCAUCAUCUAGAGCACGUUAAAGGUAUGAGGCACGGAAAUACUAAGAUAUCUCAUGCCUGCAAUGAAGUGACAACUUCCCCAAGC
Messenger RNA from Fusarium odoratissimum NRRL 54006, 2138 nucleotides. RefSeq lists its product as uncharacterized. NCBI's taxonomy places the organism in Eukaryota, Fungi, Ascomycota, Sordariomycetes, Hypocreales, Nectriaceae. The coding region runs from base 1 to 2064 and encodes 687 amino acids. The record is from RefSeq and is a predicted model, not a curated record. The transcript has 2 exons.